AUGCUGGAGCCGCGGUGCAUCUCGGUAGGAGCAGGUCUCUACGACAAAUGCUUCUACGCCUCCAGUGACAGAGGGUGGCUGCUGGGCAUUCAGGCGGUCAGCGAGUACGGAAACAGAGACCCUCGCUUCUUCUUCUCCCUCAAGACCGACCGAGCGCACAAAGUCACCUCCGUCCACGCCAACACCCGCUACACCCCAAACCAAUGGGUCCACGUGGCCAUCACCUACGACGGCGUCUACAUGAAGCUCUACGUGAACGCCGCCCAGGUGGGGGUCAGCCGCGAGCAGUCCGGAGACGUCUUCAGCCACCUCACCAAAAAGUGCAAGGUCUUGAUGAUCGGAGGCAACGCCCUGAACCACAACUACAGAGGAGCCGUGGAGAGGCUGGGUCUGUGGAGGUACGCCCGAGCCCAGAGGCAGAUCAUCAAAGACAUGCAGGGCCACGAACACCCUUUGGAUCUACCUCACCUCGUCAUCCGUGAAACCUUCGAGCACCCGGAACGCAAGUGGCUCACGGUGAAAGACGGGACCUUUCCGCAGCCGGAACGUGGGAGCGUGGGGAAGGUCGUCGGCGGCGUUUUAGGGACUAGCAUGACCAACAUUGAAGGCUUGCUAGACACAACACUGGAACCUCCUCCUUGCGGGCAGACUGUGUGCGAUAAUCUUCAGGUUAUUAAGAACUUCAACCAGCUUUGGACUUUCAGGCGUCCCAAAAAGGUGCGGUACAGAGUGGUUAACAUCUGGGACAAUCUACAAAAGCGGCCCACAGUCACGGACCAUCAGAUUAGCCUCCAGCAUCAGCAGCUCAACGACGCCUUCAGUCCCUACAACAUCACCUGGGAGCUCAGCAUCCACAACGUCACCAACUCGUCCCUUCGCCACCGCUUGAUUCUCGCCAACUGCGACAUCAGCAAAGUCGGGAAUGACGUGUGCGACCCUGAAUGUAACCAUCCUCUGACCGGGUACGACGCCGGGGACUGUACCCUGGGGCACAGAGGCAGGUGUCCGGAGCACAAGCAGGGGAACGGCAUCUGCGAGCCCGAGUGCAACUGGGAGAAUUUCAACUUUGACCUCGGGGAUUGCUGCGAUCCUGCACUGACCGACGUGACCAAGACCUGCUUCAACCGCACCUCUCCGCACCGAGCGGUCACUCUGUGCUCCCAGAGCAGUCACUCUGUGCUCCCAGAGUCACUCUGUGCUCCCAGAGCGGUCACUCUGUGCUCCCAGAGCGGUCACUCUGUGCUCCCAGAGCGGUCACUCUGUGCUCCCAGAGCGGUCACUCUGUGCUCCCAGAGCAGUCACUCUGUGCUCCCAGAGCGGUCACUCUGUGCUCCCAGAGCGGUCACUCUGUGCUCCCAGAGCGGUCACUCUGUGCUCCCAGAGCGGUCACUCUGUGUUCCCAGAGCGGUCACUCUGUGCUCCCAGAGCAGUCACUCUGUGCUCCCAGAGUCACUCUGUGCUCCCAGAGCAGUCACUCUGUGCUCCCAGAGCGGUCACUCUGUGCUCCCAGAGCGGUCACUCUGUGCUCCCAGAGCGGUCACUCUGUGCUCCCAGAGUCACUCUGUGCUCCCAGAGCAGUCACUCUGA
Messenger RNA from Knipowitschia caucasica, 1587 nucleotides. NCBI's taxonomy places the organism in Eukaryota, Metazoa, Chordata, Actinopteri, Gobiiformes, Gobiidae. The record is from the annotation of a GenBank genome assembly.